Molecule: messenger RNA, 1766 nt
Organism: Labrus mixtus (cuckoo wrasse)
Lineage: Eukaryota; Metazoa; Chordata; Actinopteri; Labriformes; Labridae
Gene: emp1a
Product: epithelial membrane protein 1
Exons: 4
Coding region: 64-540 (158 amino acids)
Cellular component (GO): plasma membrane
Source: RefSeq, a predicted model, not a curated record
AUAAAUAAUGAUGUGCAUCCUUCCGCCUCUCCCUGUUAUCAGUUUUUUUUUUAGAAGGCCACAAUGUUGGUGCUGGCUGGAAUCGUUGUUGUGCACAUUACCACCAUCAUCCUGCUGCUGGUGGCCACCAUUGAUAAUGCCUGGUGGAUCACUAACACGGUGUCCACUGACCUGUGGGGCAAGUGGGUGUUGACGGGCUCAGACUGGCAUUACACCAACCUGAACGACUACCCAGAGGAGUUCCUGCAGGCGGUUCAGGCCACCUCGGUGCUGGCCUGUGUUUUCGCCAUCCUGGCCUUGUUUGUGUUUGUGGCCCAGCUGUUCACCCUGCCCAAAGGCCAGAGGUUCACCUUCACCGGCGUGCUCCAGCUAAUCGCCUGCCUCUGUAUAAUGAUCGCAGCCUCAAUCUACACGGCGGAGCUUCACCCCAACGACACAGAGGGAGGGUACGGACACUCCUACGUCCUGGCCUGGAUCUCUUUUGUCCUCACCUUCCUCCUAGCAGUCACCUACCUCGUCCUGCGGAAGAAGGGCGAGUGAGAGGGAGGAGAAGAGGAACGAGGGGCGGGCCUGGGAUCAGAUUCCCUGUUUGAAUUGAGGGGGGGGGGGGGGGGGUUAAACAAUAGGAUUUUUGUUUUAAGAAUAGGUCAACAGAAAGAUUGUUGAUCGACAUUUGCAGCUAGAAAAUUGUGUGGGAAUGAUGUUCAAAUGCUAACUAGAGCCAUUUGUGUAAAAAAUAUUAUAGAUUGGAAAAGAAGCCAGGACACACGACACGAAGUGCUCGACAGUCUGACUUUAGAUUUCUCUUCGAGAGAGAAUAGGGAAAUAUUCAAAUCAUUUCAGUACUGUAACGGGGGGAUUCACAUUAUUUGAUCUACUUAUUCACUUAGAGAGCUGGAUAAGAAGAUCUACUCCGCUCAUUUCCGUUAAUGUUUAAGGAUGGCACUAGCAGACAGUUAGCUUAGCAUCAGGAUGGGAAACAAGGUUACAUGCCCAGCUUAGUCCAAACAACAGUCUCUAAACUCUCACUAUUUUGUAGUUUAGUUUUUCAAAAGGACAAUAAGUGGAUGUUUCUGGUUAAAAAACGAACAACAGGUGCUGUGUGUUAUUUUGUUACCUUUGUACAGCAGUUUCCUGUCUGUAUGCUAACAUGUUAGCUGCUCUGGUGCUUUCAGUAGCUUCCUGUUUACUGCAUCAUCAUGAGUGGAUUAAAUCUUUUCAUCAAAAUCUCAGGAAGAAAAAUAGAAACAUUUCCAAAAACGUCAAACUGUCCCUUUAAGAAUCAAACAGAGGUGAAGCGGAACGAGUCAGGCCCCUUUUAGAGAGUUAGUUUAUGUCAACGUUAGGGAAGAUUAUCAUCCAGUUUAUUCCCCUCGUGAGGCCGACAGUUUUCACUGCAGGUCUCUUAAGUCUAGGAUCUGUGAAGUUCCUCUUGAAGUUCUUGACCAAUCAGAAGAGACGAGCCUUCGUUUUCUGUACAAGUGGCUUUAAUCAUGUAUCGUUAUUUUACAACUGAAGUCUAGUGUAUCCUUUUUAUCCAUGUACAUUAUAACCAAUAUAUUUUUGUAACAUUUUGUACGGAGUGUUGUGUUGUUUUUUUUAAACCGUGUUUGAUUCUGUGUAGUCGGCUGCUAUCGUAAGAAACGUACAUGAAGCCUUCAUGUUUCAUGUCACCAUGUUUCAUAACUUUACAAUAAAAGGUUGUGUUUGUAAUUACAGUGGAAUGAAAGCCAUAUCGUUUAAUAAUAAAAACAAACUAUAUCACA